Molecule: messenger RNA, 11115 nt
Organism: Symbiodinium natans
Lineage: Eukaryota; Dinophyceae; Suessiales; Symbiodiniaceae
Source: the annotation of a GenBank genome assembly
AUGGACAAGGACACGGUGAUCAAGUCCAGUACCACGUCCAAGCAGCAGGCCUUGCGCCGAGCGGCGGCCAAGGGCAAGAUGGACAAGCAGAUGGCCCUCUUUGCGAAGUAUGACGCAAACAAAGACGCGGUGCUGGACAAGAAGGAGAUCGCGGCCUACGCCAAGAAGGAGUUUGGCUUCACCAUGCCGGAGGCCGCCCUGAACGCGCUGUUCAAGGCCCUCGUGGAGGAAGGGGCGAAGGGGGUGAAGAAGACAAACUUCCAUCGUGUGCGAAUCCACGUGGGAAUGGCCCGCGAAAAGGCCAAGGGCUACGAUGACCAAGAUCUUCCUCCGCGCUUGUUGGCUCUGCAGGCCUUGGACGUCGAAGCAGGAAUCACCACCAUCCACCACCCGCCCCAGAAACCCGAAGACCCUGAGCCCGACAUCCUUCCAACCUUGCUUCCGCUGCGCCAGGUGUGCAAGCUCCUGGGCAACAUUGCCCGCGCGCCUGGCAAUGAGAAGUUCCGGCAAGUGCGGAAGAGGAAUCCCCCGAUCGCCCGCCUUCUCGGCGUUGAGGAGGAGGGCGUGCUGCGCUGCGCAGGAUUCGAGGAUGGGCCGGAAGAGACCCUGCAAUGUCCAGGGAACGCUCCGGAUCUUCCUGAGGUCUUAAAAGCGGCCGCAGCUAUUCGAGAUGCGCUGAGGCAGAAGGAGUCUGAGGCGGCCGGCCCAGGCGCCAACAUGGCGCUGCUGUGCUGUGAUAGCCGGGUGGCCCAAGCAAUCGAGUGCGCCGUGCUCGACUUCGCCGCGCAGAACUCGGCCGACAUGGCCGAGGCCGAAAAGAAGCGCAGAAAGUUGGAUGAGGCCGAUGGCGUUCGCUCGCCUAGUCGCUGGAGGAAAACCCUGGCCGAUGUAGGUGGGGGCUUCCUCUGCGACGGCGGGAAGCUCGAGGCGUGGCUGGACGGUUCCUUUGCAAACCGCUCGCUGGCCUUCGAACUGCUGCAGCUGCAGGAGAAGUCCGUGCGCUGGUACAGCAGUGGCGCGCGCGGGCGCUGUCAGUUCUUCAGAGGAAAACUCCUCGAUGCUGCCAGGACCUCGCAGGACACAAGGCCGUUCACGCCCCUCAUCAGCGACGAGCUGGCGCAGCUGCGGGAGGCCCUCUUCAGCUACCCGGUCGAGGGGGGGGCACCCCCUCCACUUUUCCGCGAAGUGGCCGUCGCCUCAGACAGCAAGGAGACUGACACGGACAUCGUGCUGAUGCCAAAGCCGCCCCAGGUGUCUCUCGAGGUGAUCACGUGUGCCUGGCGCCUUUAUGCUGGAGUGAAGUCCCGCAAGGAGCGGCAGGAACUCUUCGAACAGCCGUUGGCUGUUUGGCUUGAACUCCCGACGCAGUUGGCGGAAGUGGACCAGAGAAUAGCGGAGUCGGACGAAGCGAUCAAGAAGGUCGAGGAGUUAGCCAAGCCCCUGCACCUGCAGGGCAAGGACAUGAAAGCAGCGGAGAUGUUUGCUUUGUUGGAUGACCUCGAGAAGCAGAUCCAGGAUGCACGAUCGCCCUUCGAGGUGCUCAAGGCAGACAUUGGCGGCUGCAAAGAGGCCGCGUUUGAAGGCAUAGAUACCCCAGAAGGGGCCAUCAUGUUCGAUAUCCGCCACGGUGUCCACCUCCUCGGCGAGUUCCUUCUGGCACGGCCUGCGGCGAAGCUCCCGCAGACCAUCGGUGGACGCCUGAAACAGGAGGCUGUGGCCCUCUUGCCUUUUCGCCUCAGACCCGGCUGCCUGGAUUGGUCCAGCUUCUUUGGCUUGGGCUUCUUCGAGGCUGCCUGGCGCUACGAGUCCGGCUCCGUCUUUGCAGAGAUGGCCGAAGAUGAUAAGACAACGUCUGCUUGGUACAAGGUGCCAACGUGGGACGGGAGUGGCUGUUACGGCAAUCGGGCGUUGUGCGACAGCGCGGGGAAGUUCACCCCGGCCGAGCUUGAGUAUCAGAAGGAGGUCCGUGCAAAGGAUCCCGACGGCGUAGAGAUUGUCGUGACCAAGGAGGACCCCCUUGCAGGCUUGAACAAGUUGCUGAAGGCGCUCGAGGGCAUCAACGGCAAGAGUGCUUUGGAUAAGAAGGGAGAGCUGCGAAUGCUCUUCUACACAGAGCUCAGCAGGAAGCCGGGCGAGAGGCCAGCUGACUUUAUGUCGAGAUUUCGCUUCCUGGCCGCUGAGCUGAAGAGUGAAGGGAUAGCCCUCCCGAGUUCCGAGUUGGGCUGGUUUCUGAAAGAAAAGUUGGGGCUGGAUCCGUUGAGGAAGCAGUUGCUGGAGACGGCUUUGCAGGGCCGGGAAGGCUUCGAGGAUGUCGAGGCUGAAGCCCUGCGGCUUUUCAAAGACCUUCAUGCCGCAGACCCCUUGAUGAGACGAGCGGGAGCCCCUGACCUCAGAGGCCGCGGCCGUAGCUUUGGCGGCUUUGGCGGCACACCGUCCUCUUCGACCACCUUCUCCGUGCGGCCGUUUCUUGGAUAUCGGUCGCGGCAAGCCUUUGCAGGCGAGCAGCUUGGCGAGACUGAGGGCGAGCCGGGCGAGGAGGCUGAGGAUGAAGAGCUUGUUCCCGAGGAGGAGGGCAACGGCAUCUCCUUGGACAAUGUGCUUGAGGCUGAGGCCGAGGCCUUGGCGACGGAGCUGGAGCAGGCUGAGGCCGAAGGACUGGAGCCGCAAGUGCUAGACGAAGUGGAAGGAACGGUCGAGUCUGCUGCCGAAGCUCUCUUGACUAUGCGCGAAGCGCGCCACAAGCUUCAGGAUCUGCGCAAGGACCGCGGGUUCGGCAAGGCUACUUCGGCACCCUCGUCACCGCAGUCCGGGAGGCCUGGCUUCAAGAAGCGUGGGGUUUGCCACGAUUGUGGCCAGCCAGGCCAUUGGGCUGGCGACCAAGGCUGCUCAAAGCCGGGCGCUGGCCUGGCUCGACCCAAGUCUUCGGCGAGGCCGGGGGCAACACCCUCGCAGAGUUCCCCGUCGCAUCGUCGGGUCCAGUUGGUCGAGUCCUUUGCGGCCGAGGCGACGCAGGAGCAGCAUGAAGACCCCGCAGUCUACCAUGAGACCGCUGUCGUUUCGUCUUGGAGUUCCUUUGCAGAGGCGCUUGAAGCAAGCCAGCCGCAUGAGACGGCCGUGGACAAAAGACUUGUGGGGGCGCUUGACAGUGCGUGCAAUCGCACCGUGUGUGGCCGUCGCUGGCUGGAGGGCUACUUGCAAGCUCUUGCUAGUUCUCCCUUGUGGCAGGCCUUGCAGCCCCUUGUGAAGACGGAGGUCGAGCGGGAGAACUUUAAGUUCGGGAAUGACGGAGUGAAGGCAAGCUACUCACGACAUCGGCUUCCCAUGGUUGUUGGCAGUUCCUGCGUGUUAGUUUGGACGAGUGUUGUCGAGGUCGAGUCUUUGGGCCUCCUCCUUGGAAGGGACUUCUUGGAGGCCAUCGGAGGAGUGAUCAGCUUUACUAGAAGGGCUUUGCGAGCGGAUCAUCUUGAUGCUUCUCGAAUUCCGCUUCGGCAGCUCUCGGCAGGUCACUUCUUCCUCGACAUCUUCCCGGAGACCUGGUGCACCUCGGCGAGACCGUGGCGACGCGAAGGCCAGGACGGGAUACUGGAGGUUCAACUUAGCUCGUUCGAGUGGAGCCUUCGCCGUGCAGCAGCAGUCAAGGGCCCCCCUGUGAAUGGUCGUGAGCAUGAACAACUAGCGGUUGAGCAAGCACGGGGCCCACAUGCUGGCCACAGUGGUUCGAGAGUUUCAAAUUCGAUGACCAAGCCGGUACUGACUGCGAUGUGUUUGCGCCUCCUCGAAAGAAACGUGUGGCACUUCGCUGGGCUACUGCUUUGGUUGCUGCAGCGGCCCUUGCUUCGGUACGUGCCCCUGCCGUACAGCAACAUCCGGUCCCCAUCGGCCUGGAAGGAGCAAGCCGAAGCCAUGGUGCGGAGUGGAGCCCUGCCGCGGCGGCAUUUUCGUGCAGCUGCCCUCCAGAACAAGUUCGAGGACCUGGGGUUGCUCAAGGACGCGGGCUACUUGAGGGACAGGAUGGGCGUCAAUCUGGCGUUUGUCGAAGAUCCCAUGUUGGAUGGAAUGAGUUCGAGCCGCGAUCCACAGCUGGUGGACAAGUUGAAAGCCGAGGCGAUCGCGAAAAAGACCAAAGCCGAGCAGCUGACCGCUGCGCGGGCCUUGCUGGGUCCCAAGGGUGGUUUGCCUACCUUGAAACAGGACCUCAUCCGUCUGGCCACGUUGCUGCGUGUGGAGGUGAACGACAACGACACCGUCGAGAAGCUCAAAACAAAGUUGCGUGGCUACAUCCUCGGCGACCCCGGCGGCGGCUUCAGCGGAACUUCCUGUACCACGCUGCGAACCCGAAGGGCAACUACAGCCGACGAUCGAGCACCGGACGGCCGGACCGAUGCAGCCGCCGACCCCUUCACAAGACGAGAUCCUCCAGCAGGUGAGUGCAAUGGUCGAAGCCGGUUCGAAGCCAUGCUGCACCAGACGAUGCAGCACAUGAUGAUGAUGUCGAGCAACAGCGGCAGCCGGCCACUGGAUGGGGAAGGUGGCCUGUCACCGGACAGCGAUAUGGGCUUCCAGCAGAUGACGAACGAAAACGCCUGGAACAAGUGCAAGCAUGAUCGCAAUCUUCUCAAGGUGAGCCCGCAAAACAUCUAUGAGGCCUUUGCAGUGCUGCAGGACCAGAUUUAUGACAAUGCGCUCCACGAGCCCUUCAUCGACAUGGCGUUCGUGCCUCACCCUCAUGACCGGGCCCCUUUGGCCCCUGACUUGUUCAAGUUGGCGGCAGCUCGUGGGCACGCUGUGGGCCAGCUGCAGGCCGAUCUAUGUGUGAAGCCGUACUUUCUGAUGUUGCGGGCGACGGGCAGAUCGCCCCUCCUGAACUACGCCCCUGAACGGACCAGACUCGCCGCUGAAAAGAAAAUUUUGGAUGCCGAGGCGUCUGUGAUGCAUGCAGCCCUGGCACAUCGGCGGUCUGGACGGCACUUCUUGAUGGAGCUUCUUCGCGGAGCCGACCCGCAUCGUACACUGGAGGGCCGGGAGCUGAUGGAUGAGGCGGGCCUUUUCGACUUUUCCCGAGAAGGUCGGCGCUAUUUGACAUCGAGCCGGGUCGUGGCAGAUGCUUUUCGGGACCAGCGUGACGAAAACCUUGUGGAAGCAGUGCUGGAGGCGGUCCAGCAACAGUUUGACAAGGACCACGGCCCCGAGAAGGUGACUGAGACCCUGGCUGCAGAGACGGCUGUGGACGAUGACGAUUUGCUUGACGGCCUGGGCGGCACAAUGGAGUCUGAGGACGAGGCGCUCGAACCGAGCCAGGACCCCGAAAAGGACGUGCCAAUCCCUGCUUCUGUGAGGCAGGCUGUGAGGCGAUUGCAUGAAAACACGGGCCACAGGAGCCCUUUGCGCUUGGCACGAGCGCUAGUCAUCGCAGGCGCCCCCCCGCAGGCCGUGAUGGCAGCCAAGCAACUUCGAUGCAGUGUGUGCGAGGAGAGGCGGCCCCCCAAGUCCCGUCGCCCUGCCUCGUUGCCGGGCCCACGCGAGCCAGGUGAACAAGUCGCCCUGGACAUCUUCGAUGCAUUCGAUGCUGCGGGCGCCAGGUACUCUAUUUUGCAUGCCGUGGACGGUGCUACAAAGUUCCAAAUGGCCGUGCUGGUGAAAAACAAGUCCAGCGCCGAGGUGGUGAAGUUCAUACGGGCGUUGGGCGCCGGUCUUCGGCAUGCCCCGGACCUUGAUAUGCGAUCAGGUGCGUGUGCUAUGGCCCAGUCGCUGAUGGGCCCCGAUGAGAUGGCAUUGGGGCUGGGCGAGGCGGUGCAGGCCUACAAUAUGGAUGUAGGCCGCUUGGGUGAAAUCGAGGCAAUGGGCCAACCAACGUUUGCUCGCUUGGUAGCAAUCCGCGAAACCGCUCGCAUGGCCAUGCUCCGGCUGCACUUCAGCCGGGCCCUUCGCAAGGCUGAGGCGGCGAGAUCGCGGAACCCUACGGUGGCAGAUGCGCCCGCGGUCGGCGACCUGGUCUACUACUGGCGGGAGCAGAAGUACAACCGUCGAGGAGGCCAAGACAAACGGAAGCUGCUUUUGCGGAAGUGGCGUGGGCCAGGGCUGCUCGUCGCUUUCGAGGGGAAUAACUGCUAUGUGACCUCGAGGGGGACUUUGACAAAGGUGGCCUUGGAACAUGUUCGGCGGGCUUCUCCGAUGGAACAGAUCGCCACGGGUGAGUGGGAGGCUGUUCUGAAGGAAGUUGUGGAGGCUGCUGAGCGAGACCAAGAGUGGGAGCUCGUGGUCCCACAGGACGGCAGCGCUGAAGGACGUGAGCCCACGGGAGAACAAGGCCCUAGACUCUCUUCUUCAGCAUCACCGGCAGUUUCAGCUCUGCCUGGGAGCCCCGAUCUCGAUGAUGCGAACCUGCUGGCCGAUCAGACAGCUGGUCUUCUGGAAGGCGCUGGACUCUCUUCAGAACCGCCGGCAGUUUCAGCUCCACAUGGAGAUGACAGUGCUCCGCAGAGUUUCCGUGACCAGCUUCAGGAAGCGAUGCGGAAAGCUCGUGACCAGCGUGGCCGUGAUCUACCUCCUGUGUCUCCGGGCGAGCUUGUCAGGGCCACUGCCUCGGAGGGUGGAGCUGGGUCGCGCAGGCCAUCCACCUUGUUGGGCCAAGUUGCUUCAGGUGGGUCUUCGCGUGCGCCAGGUACUCCCUUGCUGGAUGUGAUUCGGCGGGCUGGAGCAAAUGCGGAGGAACAUUCGCCUUCAGAGCCGUUUGCAGAACAGCCUGAGAAUUUGUCAGGCACCAAGCGGCCGGCUGAAGUUGAGGCCGAGACUCUUAGGAGCCAGCAGGGCGACCAAGUGCCUUUUGACGCCCUGACUCUGGAGAAGGAGCUCGUGCUUGAGGCUGCCCAGGCGAAGCAAGGCAGUGUGCACCCGUUGGUUCAGCUGCAGGCCCAAGUUGCGAUGGACAAGACGGCUGGCGAGGACCUUGAAGCGAACGACCAUGGCACGUGGGAUGGUCGAUGGCCGCUGCCCCGUCGCUCAGAGUACGAGGCUUUCGUGAAGGCGGGCUUGAAGUGGCCAACGGGAAGAGAAGCGCUGACUGUGCAGGCGGCUCGGAAGGAGUACCACUGGCGCUCCAUGACCAAGGAGCAGCGAGAUGCCUUUCGCGAGGCAGCCGUUGAAGCCUGGAAUGUUUGGACUCGCAACGACGCCGUCGAGACCUUGAGCGAGGAGGAGACGGCCCGGACAUUGGCGACCUUAAGGCGAGUGCGAGGCUGGUGGCACCGGCUGGUGGUGCCGGGCUAUAAGGACGUGACUGCCUUUGACCUUCGCAAGGAUGCGCCGACUGCUUCGCGAACUUCACAACACCUACUCUUCAGUUUGGGGUCGAGCAACUUCAAGAAAGGCUGGAGAACGGGCACUGCCGACGUCAAAAGUGCUUUUCUCAAAGGCGAGCGCUACAUGGAUGGAGUUCGCGAGCUGUACUUGCAGAACAUGGAGUCCAGAGACGGCAGUCCGACACUUCCGGUUGGCAGCCGCCUCAGCCGGAUUGUCAAGGGGGUGUUCGGCCUGAGUGACGCCCCCCGCGAGUGGUACUUGAGGUUGAAGAAGAGUGUGAAGCGAGAAAAGUGGACUCAAUCCACACUGGAUGCUGCGACUUUCUUCCUUUGGUCUGAAGGACCAAACCCGGAACUCCUCGGAAUGAUGUGCUGCCACGUCGAUGACCUUCUCAUCACAGGCAGCGCCGAAGCUUGGGCCUCGAUAGGCCGAUUGGGCAAGGAGUUGGGUUUUGGCUCCGUCGAAAAGGACAGUUUCGUCUACUGCGGAAAGAAGGUUGCCCAAGACUUGAACACAGGCGUGAUCAGCGUCUCCAUGCAGGCCUACGUGGACAACCUGUCCCCGAUCAGCGUGGCAGCGAGCCGCCGACGAGACAUGGACGCUGCUCUCACUCCGGGAGAAGCCAAGCAGCUACGAGCCUUGGUGGGAUCCCUCCAGUGGCUUGUAGCGCAAGUGCGGGCUGACAUGGGCUUCCACCUCAGUGUGCUGCAGGCCGAGACGCCGUUCACUUUGCUGGACUACCGCAGUCACCGUUUGCAAAGGGUGUGCCGAAGUACCUUCGCUGCCGAGCUGCUUGGAGUUGAGGAAGGCUUUGACAUAGGGCAGUACUGUCGCGGCCAUUGGGCUGAGGCCCUCGGCUACGACUUGGCGCACAAAGGGGUCGACUGCAUCUUGGAUACAAUCGGCCUGGUUGUCGUGACGGAUGCCAAAGACACCUUUGACAAGGGGAACUCUGAUACUCCCUCGUACGGAAGCCAGAAAUCGUUGGCUUUCAGCAUCGCCUGGCUCCGAGGGAUGCUGGCCAAGCCGAAUGUCUCCCUGCGCUGGACAGAGACCAGCAACAUGUUUGUAGACGCCGGGACAAAGGAUAUGUGCGGCGCCCACAUGCGGGACACCUUGAUGGCGGGCGAAUGGAGCUACCGAUACAACGCGAAGUACGUGAAGCAGACGAUCAAGACGAAGCCCAAGGUGCGCCCAGGACCUGAAGUAGUGAGCGGAGAGGAAGUGAGCCCGACAGAUCCUGUGAUGGGAUUUCUUCAGGGGUUCGCCACGAAACGUGGCUGGCACCGUAAAGAUGGCCUGGCCAUACAGGUGGCCCACGGAGCUCGAAGUUACAGACGCCCCGAGCCCAGGUUUGAAGCAGACAUGUAUCCUUUCCGGACUUCGUAUGCCCUUUUCCAUGAUCAGCAGGGUCGUGGAAGCUGGCGCAUCCUCGAAAGGGAUGUGCGAUACGGUCGCAUUUUGCGAUCUCUUGACAAGGAAGCUGCAGUUCUGAUCACGGUGUUCAAGACCCCAAAAGAAAAGAAGAUCAAUGUGAAACCACAGGGCGUUGAGGAGGAGAUCUCCCUUUGGCUCACCGGCCAGGUCCGCAUGCUGGAGCACAAGUUUGCGAAGCUGGAGCCGCGGCUGGCGCUGCUCAGCUCCAGCUGCACCAGGUUCCGGGACAUGGCAAAAGGCAGAGAAAGGGCCGAGCUGCAGGCGGUGGAGGCGAAAGCCAAGGCCGCCCUCAGGCACCACCAGAAGGCGAAGGACCUGACGGCCGACGAACUCGCUGAGGCCAUCGAGGGCGACGGUGACUCCCUCAGCGAGGACGCCUUCGUGAAGUUCUUCCAGGCUUGCGAGCAGGAACCCGUCGACGAGGCAGCAAACGGGCAUGCAACGGCCCUCACAGAGGAGGACCUUCGGAGGCUCUACAAGCACUGGGCCGAGGAGUCAGACGGCGCAGUCCAAAAAGAGACCUUGGUCAGCCGAGUGCGGAGGUACAUGAAGGUGAUGAAGACGGUCGCGCUAACCGACUGCAAAGGGAUCAAGGACAGCAAGUCUGUCCGCCGACUACUCGAAGGAGAGGUAGUUGAAGCGCUGAGCACCGCCCAGAAGGAGGACGAGAUGGACCUCAUGCGGCUCCGUGUGAAGGCCAUGAAUGAUGGGGCUGAAGGUUGGGUGACGAUCUCCGGCAACCAGGGCACCGUCUUCCUAAAGGAAGGGGGCAGUCAGUUCAAGGCCCAGAGCUUUGAGGAAUUCAGGGACAGGAUCGCACACAAGCACAAUGUGGUCCAGCAAUCAGAAGCAGCAGAGCAGCCAGCAACGGAGCCGGAGAAAACGAUGAACUCCCUAGGGACCGCAAAGGGCAUGGCUGCCGUGGAGUCUGUCGACGCUGUGAGGCCGCUGACCAAGGACGAGGCUGAGCUGGCGAAGCUGCAGCAGAUGAGAGGAGAGCUCGAGGCUCAAGGAGCUCUCAAGAGACUGUCGGAGGACGAGCGCUUGAUCCUCGAACCGGCACGCGCUGAGGAUGGGAAGCUUGAGGUCCAGCUGGUGUCACGCACGCAGGCUCCAGACACUGCUGCUGCAACGCCAGAGACGCCAGGUCAGCAGGCUUCUGCAAGCCUUCCUCCGCGUGUAGCUGCAGGACUUGUCCCAAUGCUUACAGCGGAGGCACCCCACACGCCUUCCGGGGCCUAUGCCGCCGUGCCCUGGCAGCUGCAGGCGCGGAAUGCGACGGCCGCCCCUCCUGCCCCGCAGUACAGCGAUAUCCUCCGGGCGGUCGCUGCCACGGAAGGCCCAUCAGUGCCUGUGGCCCCCAUCUCCAUGAGUUACGAGUCUGUCCUCUCGCAGACCGUUGGCCCCGCUGCCCUCGACCUCAACGCACAGUGCUCUAUCACGGAGUUUGGUCGAGAGAUUGCCGAAGCUCGGAACCAGUACUCCAACCAAAUGGCGAAGGUUCAGCUGCCCCCUGGCCGGCCGGACUACGGCCGGCAGAUUGCCAGGAUCGAGCUCCCUCCCGGCAACGUGUGGGGCUGGCAAGCGCAGAUGCAAGCAAAACAGCGGCUGGAUGCCGCACUCCAGACCAACGCCAAUAUCCGCCAGGCCCUGCAGCGGAACGUGGUGCGCAUGCAGCGCGCCAUGCCGCGAGCGCAUGGAGAGGAGCCGCCUCCUGCCGAGAUGCCGGGCAGGCCAGACUCGUCCGAGUCACCAAGAAGGCAUUUCCACAGGGUGAGGCUCGAAAUCGAGGUGGUGAAAGCCUCGGACAUCCCCGAUGCCACGUACUUUGCCUCGUGCGACCCGUACGUCGUGGUGAGCAUCGUCGACGGGGACCCACUACAGGAUCCCCAUGCGCUCGCAGGCUACCAAGAGUGGCGCGCUCUGCAUGAGCAGUGGAGCGGUCAGACGCGGGUGCUUGAGGGCACACGGGAUCCUCAGUUCCGCGCGCGGUUUCAAGCGGAGGUUCGCAACAGAGAGAAAACCCACAUUCACUUCCGGCUACUGGACCAGGACAGCAUCUCCCACGCGGAUCGCGACAUCGGACAAGCCGCCGUCGCCCUCCGGGACAUCCUGGACGACUCCUGGGCCGCGGUCCGGGGCCUUGCCCUGAGGCCCAUGGACAGGAAGAGCUCCCAGGCAUGGGCCGCCAUCCACAAGACACGUCUCCAUGUGGCGAUCAACUUCGAGGGGAUCCUCGGGAAAGUGAAGACAGAAGAGGCCAUGCAGCGCGCAGUGGCGGUGGCAUCGACCUUCACACAAGCCGGCAAGGCUGGGCGAAGCCCAAGACGGCGGAAAGAAGAAGGAGAAGGUUUGCUGGGAAUGUUCGGCGCCGGGUGA